This is a messenger RNA of Cucurbitaria berberidis CBS 394.84, 2105 nucleotides long. RefSeq names its product NAD(P)-binding protein. The record is from RefSeq and is a predicted model, not a curated record. Gene Ontology annotation, biological process: carbohydrate metabolic process. The transcript is spliced from 5 exons. NCBI's taxonomy places the organism in Eukaryota, Fungi, Ascomycota, Dothideomycetes, Pleosporales, Cucurbitariaceae. Bases 96 to 1991 code for a protein of 631 amino acids. Gene Ontology annotation, molecular function: hydrolase activity, acting on carbon-nitrogen (but not peptide) bonds.
CCCAGUCUUGAACGUCAACAGGCUGCAGUCUUCGAUGACACUGAUCGAAGGUCGAGGUGUCGAAACAAGAAUUCACGGUCCUUAUUUUCUGAGCAAUGUCGUUCCUAAAGCUUGGGGGCUUGCAUGUGUUCGUAACGGGCGCAGCAGGUGGCAUUGGCAGCGCGAUUGUGGAGGAGUUUCUGGCGCAAGGCUGCAAAGUGACAGCUCACGACAUCAGCCCAAAUCCCCUGUCGUCAACCACCAAUGCCAACCUCAAUUGCCUUCAAGGCGACAUCAGCGAUGAAGACUCGAUAGAAGAGUGCAUGGCCCAGGCAAUAAAAGGUUUCGGACAACCCAUCAACAUCCUCUGCGCCAAUGCCGGCAUCACCGACGAAUCAAAUGACUAUCCCAUCUGGGACAUGCCAACGACUCUUUGGGACCGCACAUACGCUGUCAACGUCCGUGGCACCUUUUUAACCAUCAAGCACUUCCUCAAAUCCGUGGAGAGAGCGCAGCGUCACACUGGAAAAGAAAUCGAUAACGUGAGUGUCGUUGUGACUGGAUCCGAGUGCGGUGUAUUUGGGCAAGCUGGACAUGUGGAAUAUGCAUCCGGAAAGGCGGGUCUUCAAUAUGGCUUAGUGAAGACUGUCAAGAACGAGAUUGUAAGGCUGAAUGGGAAGGCGAGGAUUAACGCUGUGGCACCUGGAUGGGUUGAUACGAAGCUCAUUGAGGGACGGUUGGAUAAUCCACGGGAGAUGUGGAGGGAGGCGGAAGCUACUGUUCCGCUGAGGAAGAUUGCGCAGCCGACUGACGUCGCGAGAGCAGCGGCGUUUCUCGCAAGUCACCGAGCAGCCGGCCAUAUUUCAGGACAGUGUAUUUCGGUAGACGGAGGCAUGGAGGGACGGAUCGUGUGGUCUGAAGAUGAGAUCAAAAAGUCACAGCAAACGGAAAUUGAAGUCGUCGCACCACCGUUAGGGAGCGCUCCAAGUGAAGUCUUUGGAACUGCCACGGAGGGAGUAUCAAUACCCGGCAAUAGUCAGCCGUCCGUGAUCAUCCCAGCAGUCCUCCCAUCGACCACCGCUCCAGUCAGGCCCAAGAUCAAGAUCCUUAUCUCUGUGGAUUUUGACGCUGUGUCAGGAUGGUUAGGCACUGGCCAACAUCCCGACAACAACCUCGCAGACUACAGCUCCGGAUUUUUCUCCGCACAUGUCGGUGUCCCACGCCUACUGAAGCUCUUCAAGAAGCUCGGCAUCCAGGACAAAGUGACCUGGUUUGUACCCAUGCACUCGGCAGAAAGCUUUCCAGAAGAGUUCACCAGCAUCGCGAACAGCGGUGCAGAGAUUGGACUCCACGGCUAUUGUCAUGAAGGCGCACCACAACUUACACCUACCCAAGAGCGCGAUGUUCUUCAGCACUGUAUCUCCCUGUAUCAAGAGCUGCUCGGCCGCCGACCGCUCGGCUACCGCGCUCCGCUCUACCAACUCCGUGAAUCCACCGUUGAGUUGCUUGAAGAGUACGCUUUCCUCUAUGACUCCUCGCUCUCCCACCACGACAGCAAGCCUUACUAUAUACCCGCUCUCCCACCCAUCAAAACUCCAACAUACAACGCAGAUGCAUCAGCGAAAGACUGGAUGAAGCCCCUACCCAAGCCCAGCACCCCAACAAGCAAGACGAUGGUGGAAAUACCAGCGAACUGGUAUACGGAAGACAUGACGCCUUUGCAGUUUUGGCCGCAUACGACGAAUUCGCAGGGAUACGUUGAUGCGAGAGUCAUAGAGAACAUGUGGAAAGACAAGUUUGAGUGGUUGAGGAGUGAGGUGGAAGAGAUGGGUAACACAGACGUUAUGGUUUUCCCGUUGGUCCUACAUCCAGACACGAGUGGAAUGGCACAUGUCAUAGGGAUGGUGGAGAGGGUGCUCAAGUGGUUGCAAGGGUGGGGCGAUGGUGAGGUCGAUUUUUGUACCUAUGAGACCGCUGCGGGUGAGUGGAAGGAGAAGAACAAGGUGGGGUGAUGAGACUCAGAAAUAUGCUUCUGGUUGAUUUUCAGUGCAACCACAGGCUACGGUAGCCUGAACUACUAUGAGACAUUUCAAUGAAGCAAAUAUACAUAUUUGAAUAGAGCCAGG